CAUCAAGGUACAAAUGUGCUGUGAAAUCCAGUGAUCGGUCGGCUCAUGGGCAUGUCUAAGUAACGACUCCUCUCACUUCAGAAUGUAUAUAUCCGGUUUUACAGGGACUCCGGUUACAAAAUUGUUAAUCGGGUCAAUCAUCGCCUCCGCCGUCGCCGUCAGCAUCUUCGACGUCAAAUACCUCGUCCCCCUCCAAGUGAUCCCACACAUCUGGGAAUAUGGGCAAAUAUGGCGGUUCCUUACCUGGCAAGGCGCAUAUUUAAAUAGUACCGAAGUGCUGUUUGCUGUCAUAUCCAUUUAUCAGAUUCGAGUGGUGGAACGGCUAUGGGGGAGUAGAAAGUUCGCGUCUUUUCUCCUCCUAACUCUCCCAUACACCACCCUCUUACCACCCUUACUCCUCCUCCUCAUCCUCCGCCCCUUCUCCUUCAACACCCUCAAUCUCCUCCCCGCCGGGCCCACCGCCAUCCUCUUCGCCCUCCUUUCCCAAUACCACUCCGCUAUCCCCCACACCUACAAAUACAACCUCUCCACCUCCCUCUCCCCCUCCCCUCCCCACCCCGAACCCGAACCGAAAUUAACCUCCAAAUCCAUCACCUACCUCACUUCCCUCCAGCUCCUCGCCCCUAACUUCCCCUCCUCCCUCCUCCCUGCCCUCAUCGGCUGGUCCGUCGGAAACCUCUGGCGCGCAGACGCCUUACCGGGCGUCAACACCGCUUCCCGAAUCCCAUGGUGGUUGCUCCCCGCCUCGUCGCGCCCACCGUCCGCCAUGGCGCCCUCGGAUCGCAUCCCGGCCGCAUCAACUUCCAGGGGUAGUUGGACCUCGUGGAUCUGGUCCGUGCUUCCGGGGACUCGCGCAGCGGAGAGGAGGGAGUAUGAGGGGCUGAGGAGAAGGAUGGAAGCGGAGGCUUCGGCAACGGGGGAGGGGUCGGGG
Eremomyces bilateralis CBS 781.70 is the source of this 931-nucleotide messenger RNA. RefSeq lists its product as uncharacterized. The annotation marks the transcript as partial. NCBI's taxonomy places the organism in Eukaryota, Fungi, Ascomycota, Dothideomycetes, Eremomycetales, Eremomycetaceae. The record is from RefSeq and is a predicted model, not a curated record. Gene Ontology annotation, molecular function: serine-type endopeptidase activity. The transcript is spliced from 2 exons.